Messenger RNA from Exophiala mesophila, 867 nucleotides. RefSeq lists its product as uncharacterized. Bases 1 to 867 code for a protein of 288 amino acids. The record is from RefSeq and is a predicted model, not a curated record. NCBI's taxonomy places the organism in Eukaryota, Fungi, Ascomycota, Eurotiomycetes, Chaetothyriales, Herpotrichiellaceae. The transcript has a single exon.
AUGCGCACCUAUCCCAGGGACAACGAUCAAGAGAAGGCCAUGGGCGUUGCCCCUGUCGAUGGAACUGGUCCGGAAAAUGGCCAUCCAACAUGUCACAUCCAAGAACAACCCCAGAGACCAGUAGCCAACCAACAUUUUGAAGACCUCAACUUCGGAAGCUCCGAAAUAGAUCUGUCUUUCUCCUUCUCUGAGAACAACGUUCCUGAAAAUCAAGUUACUGUCUCGCCCAUCCGAGCCCACAAAAAUGAGAUUACAAUCGGUGACACGCUCGUCACACAAACUACCCCAAAUGUAUGCCAGUCUUCGACCACCACUCACCUGCAAGAUCGAACCAAACUAUCCCCUCCGCGCCCACGAAAUCGCCUAGUCAAAAACAACAGUCGGAGGCACUCCCAGCCGACAGAAGUGGAGAGCAAACGGACAGAAAGGCCGCCCCUCCCACCACCACCUCUGUCUUAUGCCGAUCGAUCAACCAGUCUCGUCCUUCCUGCCGAUCACCAUGUCACAUUCACCGAGGACGCUGUCACUCGACCUCUGACCCGGCCACGCACGACAUCCUACUCCAAAGAAUGGAGACAGAUCGUGAAACAAAACGAGACCUUGGCAGGAAGAGACGCUGAAGGUCGAAUAACCUGGGGUUUUCGUGCUGAUUCAUACAAGGGGUCAGUCAACCCCACGGCUAUUGAAUAUCAAGAGAGCUUAGAUGAGCCCACAAGGUCAUAUGCCCCAAGCCGCACGAUUCAGGAACCCAGAAAUGGAACAGUCUUGGACCUGACGUCACCAGAGAAGAGCCGAAAUUCUGCUUCCUGGUUGAAAAAGAUCUUUUCAAAGAACAAAGAACCUUCCCAUGCCGCAGAUUCAAGCUGA